Messenger RNA from Gopherus evgoodei (Goodes thornscrub tortoise), 2445 nucleotides. RefSeq names its product nuclear autoantigenic sperm protein (gene NASP). Bases 109 to 2346 code for a protein of 745 amino acids. The transcript has 15 exons. Gene Ontology annotation, cellular component: nucleoplasm. Lineage: Eukaryota; Metazoa; Chordata; Testudines; Testudinidae. Gene Ontology annotation, biological process: CENP-A containing chromatin assembly; DNA replication-dependent chromatin assembly. Gene Ontology annotation, molecular function: histone binding. The record is from RefSeq and is a predicted model, not a curated record.
CGGGGCUUGCGCGCGCCGCGAGGCGGGUCCGGGGCGUGUCCUCCGGGUAUAUAGGCAGCCGGAGGGGCCGGGGGCUGCACUCUGCUGUCGUCGCCCCUAUCAGGCUCCAUGAAACCUGCUGCCGCCCGUGCUGAGCUCGCGCCAGGCCCCGCGCCUAGUUGUAGAAUGGAAGAGGAAUUGGCUGCUCCCUCCACUUCUGCAGACAAAACUGAUAGUAUGGAUAUGGAUGGAGAAGCCAAGAAACUACUGGGUUUAGGACAGAAACACUUGGUAUUGGGAAAUAUUCCAGCAGCUGUUAAUGCAUUCCAGGAAGCUGCUAGUGUAUUGGGUAAAAAGUAUGGUGAGACAGCAGAUCAAUGUGCAGAAGCCUUUUUUUACUAUGGAAAAUCUCUCCUGGAGUUAGCAAGAAUGGAGAAUGGUGUAUUGGGAAAUGCCUUGGAAGGAGUGCAAGUGGAAGAGGAGGAAGGAGAAAAAGCAGAUGAUGACUCAAUGGUAGAAAAUGCUGAUAACAUAGAUGAAGAAGCAAGGGAGGAGUUGAGAGAGCAGGUAUAUAACGCCAUGGGGGAAAAGGAAGAAUCCAAAAAAUCUGCAGAAGAGUCUCCAGUACUGAGUGAAGCUGGGAAGGAAACAGAAGGAGAGAAUGUGGAGAUGGGAGUUAAAACAAGAGAAGAAGAAGCAAUUGCUGACAUGGAGACAAAGUUUAAAGAGAAGGCAGAAGAGCAGGUAGAGGCAGAUAUGCAGGAGAAGACAGUGGCAGAAGAGCAAGUGGCAGAAGCUAUAGGAGAGCAGGCAGAGGUGGCUGUGGAAAAGGAGGCUCUGGCAGAAGAGCAGGUGACAGAAGCAGCAGAAAAGCAAGCUGAGGCAGCUGUGGAUGAGAAGGCAGUGGCAGAAGCCACGGAAGAGAGGGUAGAGGAGGCAGUAGCAGAAGCAACAGAAAAGCAAGUUGAGGCAGAAGCCAUGGAAGAGCGGUUAGAGGCAGCUGUGGAAGAGAAGGCCGUGGCAGAAGCCACAAUAGAGACAGCUGUGGAAGAGAAGGCAGUGGCAGUAGCCAUAGUAGAGGCGGCAGCUGUGGAAGAGAUGGCCGUGGCAGAAGCCACAGAAGAGCAGGUAGAGGCAGCUGUGGAAGAGAAGGCAGUGGCAGAAGCCGCGGAAGAGCAGGUAGAGGUAACUGAGGAAGAGAAGGCAGUGACAGAAGCCACAGAAGAGAAGCUAAACAAGUCAAAAGAGGCACUGGCCUCAAAAGAAACACUGUUUGCAGCUGGAAAUGCCACUACAUCUGCAGAGGGCAAAGAACUAGCUAAUGAAAUGCAAACUGAAGAAAAAGUUGAAGUAGCUGUUAAGGUAGAAAAAGAGAGAGAUCACCUGAUGGAAGAGGGAGAUGGUGCUAAGGUAGAAAAAGAAGAGGAGAAAGAUGACCUGAUGGAAGAGGGUGAAGAAACAGAAGGAUCAGAUGAGGAAGAUAAAGAAAAUGAUAAAACUGAAGAUGAUAAAGAAAAUGACCUGACCGUUGAAGAUAAGUCUCUUCAGGAAAGUGAAGAGGAUGAAGUUGGAAAUCUGGAGCUGGCCUGGGAUAUGCUGGAGUUGGCAAAAGUAAUCUAUAAAAGACAGGAAACAAAAGAAGCUCAGCUCCACGCUGCUCAGGCUCACUUGAAACUAGGAGAAGUUAGCGUUGAAUCCGAAAACUAUGCACAAGCUAUAGAAGAAUUUCAGGCAUGCCUUGCCUUACAGCAGAAGUACCUCGAGGCCCAUGACCGCCUGCUAGCAGAGUCGCACUACCAGCUGGCACUGGCAUAUCACUACAACAGCCAGUUUGAUGAAGCAAUUCUGCAGUUCAGUAAAUCAGUAGAAGUCAUUGACAAAAGAAUGGUGAUGCUGACUGAACGAAUAAAGAAAGCAGAAGGAGGAUCUACCGAAGAUGAGAAGGAGAUCGAAGAAUUAAAGGGACUACUUCCUGAAAUUAAGGAAAAGAUAGAGGAUUCAAAGGAGUCUCAAAAAAGUGCGAGAGUAGCUGAACUGGCUUUGAAAGCAACUCUGGUUGGAGGAGCUACCUCCAGUUUUACACAGAGUGAAGAAAGCUGUUCUGUUUCCACAAUUCCUGUAAGAAAACCAGCUGAUGGAGCAUCCCAGUGUGUUACAGACAUCUCUCAUCUUGUCAGAAAAAAGAGGAAACCAGAGGAGGAGACUCAACAGGGAGACAAUGAAGCUAAGAAAUCUAAACCAGAACCGGCUGUCAAUGGUGGUGGUGAUGCUGCCCCCAGUGGAAAUGAGGGUGCAGAAAAAAUGGAAGCAGAGACAGAGAAAAGGCCACAAGUGGAAUCAGGGGCUGCAGUUGAAAGUACAGUAUGAUAGGUCUUCAGAGUGGACCACUCCUCUCCUCUCAAGGAGAAUGGUUUUGUAUAUAGUGUAUUUUUUCACUUUGGCAACUUUUGUAUGACUUCAAUAAAG